UGCGGUCUGCGGCUCCACGUUCUCCCCCAGCCGACCAUCGCCAUCUGCGAUUCAGAUCCAUACUGGGGCCGUGUCCCUUUGGGCAUGUGGAGCGCGGUGUAUGUAGGGAAGGGAACAUUAAUUACAACCGCUGCGCACGGGGUAUCUGAUUCACAUCUGCAGCCCACAAUUGCCGAUGGCGCAGAAGGAGCUCAGCGUUCAGCCAGCCCCAGAAGGACAUGGGGAGGAAGCGUUCCCACGGCGGGGAGCGCCGUCCCCGGGAGCUCUCUGCUGCCAGCCCGAGCAGAGCUGCAAAGCAAAGCCGACAGCUCUCUCUGCUGGGGCACAAGUGGGCUGUGUUGGCCCUUGGCAGCUGGAGCACCAACGUGACAGAUGAUUGACCGGGGAGCUGCUAAAUGCUCUGUAGCAAAUUAAAAGGAAUCGAUGCUGAAGAGACCGAUGCACAAAUCGGUGGAGCCUGUUCAUUUUCCCCUGUGUUGAGGCGCUGGAAAUCAGAGUAGCAGCCCAGCCCAAAGGUGCCCAUUCUCCAUCACACGAAGCCCAGGGUCAGCCUGUCCUAAGGGAGGAUGCUGACAAUUUGAGUCCGGAUUGGCAGGAGGCAAGGAAAAGGCAUCUUUAAGGUUUCCUUCCAAAUGAGUCCCUGAGGUUCCUGCUGGCAGCUCCAGCAGUGUCCUGUAGAAGUGCCCUCCUGCUCCUGGUCCCAGCAGCUGAGGCCCCUCCAAACCUGCUUCUGCAAUGGGUAAUGAGGAGCUGUGGGUCCAGUCAGUCUUGGAGAUGCCGAAGAGACGAGACAUCCUGGCUAUCGUGCUGAUAGUUCUGCCCUGGACACUACUAAUCACCGUCUGGCACCAGAGCACCAUUGCUCCACUGCUUGCAGUGCACAAGGAUGAUGGUGGUGAUUCCCGGCGUGAUCUCGCUGCAGGCUUGGACUCCAAGGAAUACUGCUUGUCGGACCGGGACAUUGUGGAGGUGGUGAGGACAGAAUAUGUUUAUACCCGCCCACCCCCGUGGUCAGACACCCUUCCCACCAUCCACGUCAUUACACCCACCUACAGCCGGCCCGUACAGAAGGCAGAGCUGACGCGCCUGGCCAAUACCCUCCUGCACGUGCCAAACCUGCACUGGAUCCUGGUGGAGGACUCACAGCGGCGCACGCCUCUCAUCACCCGGCUGCUGCGGGACACGGGGCUUAACUACACUCACCUCAAUGUGGAGACACCCCGCAACUACAAGCUGCGGGGAGACAUGAGGGAUCCCCGCAUCCCCCGGGGGACCAUGCAGAGGAACCUUGCCCUGAGAUGGCUGAGAGAGACCUUUAACAAAAAUAACAGCCAGCCUGGGAUUGUUUACUUUGCCGAUGAUGAUAACACCUACAGCCUGGAGCUCUUUGAGGAGAUGCGCAGCACCAGAAAGGUGUCAGUGUGGCCAGUAGCCUUCGUCGGUGGCUUGCGCUAUGAGUCACCCAAAGUGAACGCUGCAGGGAAGGUCUAUGGCUGGAAAACUGUGUUCGACCCCCAUCGCCCCUUUGCUAUAGACAUGGCGGGGUUUGCUGUGAACCUCAGACUGAUUCUCCAGCGAUCUCAGGCUUACUUCAAACUGCGAGGAGUGAAGGGAGGCUACCAAGAGAGCAGCCUGCUCCGGGAACUAGUGACCUUGAAUGACCUUGAGCCGAAAGCUGCCAAUUGCACUAAGAUUUUAGUCUGGCAUACAAGGACAGAAAAGCCUGUGCUGGUGAAUGAGGGGAAGAAAGGAUUCACAGAUCCCAAUGUGGAAAUCUGACUGUGGCAAGGCUGAAUGGAGACCAACACCAGAAGAUUUCUUCAUGCACAGCCUGCAAGGUUCCUCUCCACAGCAUACAACCAGCCAGGACCUCUGCUGACUUCCAAGAGUUUUAGCAUACUGAAAACAAGCAACACUGCAUACAUAAACUACCCAGAUUCCCCUGCCCUUCCUCCUGGACUCUGAGCAGAACCAGACACUCUGGAGGUGGAGAAAAAGCACAGAAAAUACAGGACUGACGUCAGCUUCAGUAGAAGACCAGCUGCCUCGUGAGAUGCUCAGUUUGGGAGAAGUGCAUGCAGGGCACGAUGCACUGAAGACGUGGCCCAGCUGGAACGGUAGUCUAGACUGAGGGGGCUGUUUUACAGGACCUGAAAGCAAGGGUGAGAAUGCCCACAGGAGUGUGUUGGCCCCUGGUGACUUGUUUUUCCUGAGACACAUGUACCUUGUGGCUAUGUGUGCAACAGCCUAAGCAGCUCUCUGUUCAUGGAGGGGACAGCUGCCUUCCGAGAUGGCACCUUAGCCCUUAAUUUUAGACCUACUUUAAUCAGUGUUUAUUACGCUGCACAAGACAGGAAGGUUUCGGGGAAGGGUGAAAAGCAAGGCAGGUUAGAACAAACCCAUUAAGUAUCUCUGUUCUCUUUGUAUUCCCUCUUCUUUCCCUUCAUUAGUUUCAUGGUUUGGAGGGCACUCUGACAUAUACCUCUACGUUCAUAGAAUCAUAGAAUAGUUUGGGUUGGAAAGGACCUUUAAAGGUCAUCUAGUCCACCCCCCCUCCCGCAAUGAGCAGGGACAUCUUCAAU
Messenger RNA from Aquila chrysaetos chrysaetos, 2582 nucleotides. RefSeq names its product beta-1,3-glucuronyltransferase 1 (gene B3GAT1). Gene Ontology annotation, molecular function: galactosylgalactosylxylosylprotein 3-beta-glucuronosyltransferase activity. Gene Ontology annotation, biological process: chondroitin sulfate proteoglycan biosynthetic process; carbohydrate metabolic process. Bases 736 to 1779 code for a protein of 347 amino acids. The transcript is spliced from 7 exons. NCBI's taxonomy places the organism in Eukaryota, Metazoa, Chordata, Aves, Accipitriformes, Accipitridae. The record is from RefSeq and is a predicted model, not a curated record. Gene Ontology annotation, cellular component: Golgi membrane.